AUGCCAAAAAACACCCUUUACGUGACAGGGUUCACCAAGGAAUCCAAGGCGGCUGAUUUAGCGCCUGAGUUCGAAAAAUACGGCGAGCUCGUCCGACUCGAUAUCCCUCCUCCAAGAACCGACGACGGUGAAAAAUACGCGUUUGUUGAAUAUAAAAACGAAGAAGAUUGCGAGAAGGCCUUGGAGCUUGAUGGAAAAUCAUUACCUUAUGCCAAACCAGGUGGAUUAGUGGUUCAAGUGGCCCGGUCCGACCCUUAUAAUCCUAGACGCGGUAGAGGUGGUCCUAGAGGUGGAUUUAGAGGUGGCCGUGGCUACCCAAGAGGUGGUGGCUACGGAAGAGGUGGAUACGGUGCUCCUCCUUAUAGUGCUCCUUACCCUCCACCAAGAGGCGUCCGAGGCGGUUAUGGGUAUGGCUACGGCUACGAGAGAGGUGGCUACGGCUACCCUGGUCCUCACCCGUAUCCUCCUCCACGUGGCGGCCGUGGCGAUCCAUAUUAUGGCGGAGGUUACGGCUACGGUAGAGAGCCUUAUGGCUACAGAGAUAGAGGAUACAACGACAGGGGCCCCCCUCCUGACGAAAGAGACCAGCCAUAUAGAGACCGUGCGGACAGAUACAUAGGAGAGCGUCGUGAUGAGAGUCGUGGUCGUGAUUUCGAGCGUAGAGACCACGGGGACGGAGAUUCAACGAGUCGCAGCCGAGAAAAUUCAAAGCAUCCUCCCCACGAGUCGAAUGGAACCGAUGAGUUCUCGCGUGGGCGCUAUUCUCGUUCUGCUUCUCCUCAAAGAGAAAGGGAAAGAUCCCGUUCCCGCUCACCAAGUCGUUAA
Molecule: messenger RNA, 825 nt
Organism: Candidozyma auris
Lineage: Eukaryota; Fungi; Ascomycota; Pichiomycetes; Serinales; Metschnikowiaceae
Gene: SLR1
Product: Slr1p
Exons: 2
Coding region: 1-825 (274 amino acids)
Biological process (GO): mRNA splicing, via spliceosome
Cellular component (GO): ASAP complex; cytoplasm; nucleoplasm
Molecular function (GO): RNA binding
Source: RefSeq, a predicted model, not a curated record